AGUCUAUCCAGAUAGUUUUGUGCGUGGAAGAAAGGCUCUGCAAAAAUGGCUCUGUUGAAAUGCGGCUGGCUCUGGAGACAGAGCUCCAUCCUGCGACGCUGGAAAAGGAACUGGUUCGUGCUGUGGGCGGACGGCAGUCUCGUCUAUUACCACGAUGAUACUGGCCGUGAAAUGGACGGGAGGAUCAACAUCAGAUCCAACUGCAGAGACGUCAGGACGGGCCGCGAAUGCCGCGACAUCCAGCCUCCCGAAGGGAAAACUCGCGAGUGCCUGAUGUGCAUCGUGCAAAGGGAUGGCCCCAAGACCAUGCUGUGUGCUGAGAGCGAGGAUGAUGCCCUAGCCUGGAAGAUGGCCCUUUUUGAAGCUAAAGCCACCCAGGUUCACCUGUAUGACCCUUACGACGACUAUUACCAGACGGUUCCCCUCGACUCGCACCAGGCGAUGUACGUCAGCUCGGAUUAUUACGGCAACCAGUAUGGCGCCCCCGGGAUGACCCACGUCAUCAUCCGCGAAGACCCCUACCGCGUCUCCGGAGACCAGAUGGCUCUGGGCUUGCUGGCUGGAGCGGCCACCGGGGCAGCCCUGGGUUCGUUCAUGUGGAUGCCGUGCUGGUUCUGAGGCUCUGUUUCGGUAGAAGAGCCGGCCUGGCCCGGCUGACUCCCCUUUCCCUGGCAAGAACCCGUAUUUCGGAAGAGGAGAGGGAGAACCAAGAGGGAUGGGUCGUUUGGCACGUGGAUCCCCGGGAGUUUUGCAAGAUCCCGGGGAGGUUUUCCAGUACCUGCUGUGUAACAGUAACAGUGACCCAUAGUUUCCGUGCUCCGCUGCUAUGUCCUCCCUGGUUCAUUUCGCCUCCCUGUGUCGGAUGUCGGGCGGGCCAGGAGGCUGCGGCCCCUGCCCCAGAGCUAUCGUGGUGCAUUUGGCUGGGGGAACGGGGGAGGGGGUUAUCCGAGAAUGCCCAGGGGGCCCCACCAGCUUGGAAAUCUGCUCUGCCUGGGCAGAAGCUUUUGUGAAACCUUUUUCUGCGGUUCAUGCACAAGCUGCGUUCCUGUCACAUCCUUGGCUAGGGUUGAUCUUGGGCUUUUUGGUGGCUGACGUCAGGGGCAAGACCGGCCAAUGGAUUUCCCGUACCCAGGUUACGUGUGUCGUGUGAACGAAGGCCAAUUCCCUUUGUAACCUCGGGUUCGACGCCUUUGCAACGUGAACGGGUCGUGGUGAAUCCUGGGGGCCGGGCGUUCUCAGCGUCUGCCUACCCAGCUCCCGUGGCUCGGCUGUUCCUCUCCAAGGCCCCUUCCAUCCUGCGUUUCGGGGUGCUUGCAGGGUAUGGUCAGAAAAGUCAGGAUGGCCGCCACAAUGGUGCAAUUGCACAUAAAAAAACAGUUUCCAUGGCACCACCUUGGCUUUCUUGACCAUACCCUGUGGAUACCCCGCUGCAGUUCCUUUGCCCACCCUUGUUAGGGCGGAAGGUCUCAGAGUUAGGCUGAGAGAUGCCGUGUCCUGACCGGACUCCAUCGGACUAAGCCCGUUUAAUUUGUCCCUGAACCUCCCACGUGAGGCCAGCAGUAGCCCAACCUGCCUUGGAUCCUGGCCCUGCAGCCCACCACAGCUCCUGUCCUGCCCCCUUGGCCAUGCUGGCUGGGGAUCAUGGGAGCUGUAGCCCUGCACGCUAGGAAGGCCCCAAGGGUUAGAGGAUGUCAGCGCAAGAAUGCCGUGACCUGAAUUUGGCUCCCAAGGAGACGGGAAUCCCAGGGACCCGUUUGGCCUGAAGCAAUCCUUUUUCCUAGCAAGGUCGUUCUCCGUGCACGAUGCAGAGUGGAUGGAUCCCGUUCGAGGGCACGAUAGAGCGCUUUGAGAGAGAAACCGCUGUGGGUGAGCUUGGGGAAAGUUUUGUUUUGAACUUGCCAGAAUCUUAGGAAGGCUGGAAACCUGCAGGCGUGGACACCUGAGGACACGUCUCCUCCCGACUUCUUGAGGUCCUCUUUUUAACGGGAUUCCGCAUCCAUGGCCUGCAAGGUGUUCUAGGAGGACGCAGUAAGGUGUGGGCGGCUUUUAGACUCGGCGAAGCGAACGGCUGCGUAAGUGGGGAGAGUUUGAGGAGGAGCUGA
Messenger RNA from Python bivittatus (Burmese python), 2102 nucleotides. Lineage: Eukaryota; Metazoa; Chordata; Lepidosauria; Squamata; Pythonidae. The record is from RefSeq and is a predicted model, not a curated record.